UCAAAAUUUAAAGAACUAUCAAAGCGCCAAAAUUUAUACGACUUGCUCACUCACUCACUCAGACUAUACUCUUCAAUUUCAUUCCUAUCUCUUUCAUUGUUCAACAAUGGCGUCCUCAAAUCUGAAGCUGGUAAUACAAAAAGGGCCACGACAAGGUGAAACCCUAGAAUUCAAACCAAGGUCGUCAGUUCGAAUCGGUCGAGUUGUGAAAGGCAAUAAUAUAACAAUCAAAGAUCAAGGGAUUUCCUCAAAACACCUCAAAAUCGAGUUCAAUUCAGAUUCUGGAAAUUGGGAAAUUACAGACCUCGAAUCUUCCAAUGGUACGAUUCUCAACUCUACUCAGCUCAAUCCUUUUUCCCCAACUGAAAUUAAUCAUGCGGAUGAGAUUAAAUUAGGGGAAUUAACCUCAAUUAGGGUUGAAAUUGUUGAAAUUAGCGAAGAUAUUGGUAAUCGUAGAAACCCUAGAAAACAAGCGGCUUCUAAGAGUAGUACUGUUUUGAGGGGUAGGGUUGAGGAUGGUUUGAAUUUGGGUGAGAAUGUUGAAAUUAGGGAAGAAAUUGACAAUCGUAGGAACCCUAGAAGGCGAGCUGCUGUUAAAAUUGGUAGUAAUUUGGGAAGUGAGGUUGAGGAGGGUUCGAAUUUAGGAGAGAGUGUUAAAAUUAGGGAAGAAGUUAACAGUCGGAGGAACCCUAGGAGGCAAGCUGCUUCCAGGAAGGGUCAUGAAGUGGAGGUGAAGGUGGAGGUGCUAGACGAAGAUUGUGAGGCGGAGAGUUAUAUGACAAACAGGGAUUUGGAGGAACAGAAUAUGGAAAAGGGGGUUGAUGGUAAUCGGAGAGGGUGUCGUAGAGGGCGGCCGAAGAAAGUGAGUUGUUUAGUGGAUGAAAAUGCUGAUGAUAUGAAUUUAGGAGUUAGUAAGAAUGUGGAAAUUUCUACCACGAAGCCGGAGGGUGGUGUGAGUACAAGGAGUACUAGGAGAACGAAGAAGGCAGAGGAUGUGAUGGAGAAGGUAGCGGAAAGCAAGGUUUUAGGUAUGGAUCAUUGUAAAGAAGUGGAGAAUAUAAGCCUUGUUGAAAAUAAGAAGACACGGGGAGGUCGUGGGAGGAAAAAAAAGGUGGAUGCUGAGUGUUUAGAUAAUGUUCAAGAUCCUGUUGUGCUAGAGAAUAUGAUACCUGAGGUUUCGGAAAAAGAAGUUCCUGGAAAGGUGGUAGUUUUGAGGGAGGAGCCUUGUGAAGAACCAGUAGGUGAUGCUCUUGAGCAAAAUAUACUUGAUGAUCAAAAAAAUGAAAAGUUUAUGGAGGUGGAGGGUUGCAAACAGAGAGAAGAUGCUCUGUCUGUGCGAGAUAUGGAUGAAAUUGAACAGCCGGAUGAGUGUGUUGCUCUGCCUGUAAGUGAGCAGUAUUGUGCAGACUUCGUGGAGCAGCCUAAUCAGCAGGAUGACUGUGUUGCCCUGCCUGUAAGUGACCAGCAUCGUGCAGACUUGACAGAUGAACUUAAUCAGCAGGAUGACAGUGUGGUGGACCCUUCUCUUGUUGAAGGAGGGCUUUGUGAUGGAGUAGAGAGCAAUGCAUUGUCUGAUGAGGAGAAAAGGGAAGUAUCAGAAUAUGAAGAAGUUGAUGAAGAGAUGGAGGCAAAUUGUUCCAGUAGAAGCAAAGAACUUAAUAAUACUGAUGUGCCUGACCUGGAAAAGAUGACUCUAGGAGAUUGGUUUGAUUUUUUGGAAGUCUAUUUGCCUAAGCAGAUUUAUACCGCAAGAGAUCAGAUCAUUGAGGACAUGCGAAAACGAGCCAGACAGUUUGAUGACUUCAUGUUACAGCAUCAGAAAGACAAAAGCAAACUGCCUUUGCCUACGGAAAAAGCAAAGAGUUGAAUCAAAUAUGGAUUAGUUUUGAUUAUGGCAAAUCACCUGUAGCUAGCAGUUUGAUGUGGAUCUGAGUUUCUCUGCUUCUAAAGCUAGAGUACAUCACAACAUGUUGAUAAUGCUUAGGAUUCAUUUGCAAGAUUGAUUGGUGCGCGGAUCUGGAUUCUGCCCGUGAUUGAGCCCAUUUAUCUGCAGCAGUCAGCAGGACAUUAUGCGUAUUCUACUGCUAUGGUUUUAUUGUGCUUAGGAUAUCUCAUCCUUGAGCAUUAGGUAUUGUUUAGGUUGCAAGUAUAACAAGCAUAUUAUACCACUCAUAAGUCAUAACAUCUAUACAUGCUAAAUUCUAAUGGAUGUAUAAUUUGGCAAUAUUUUAGGCUGUGGUUGACAUAUGUUAGCUUGCUAGUUUUUACUAUCA
Molecule: messenger RNA, 2273 nt
Organism: Beta vulgaris subsp. vulgaris (sugar beet)
Lineage: Eukaryota; Viridiplantae; Streptophyta; Magnoliopsida; Caryophyllales; Amaranthaceae
Product: FHA domain-containing protein At4g14490
Exons: 2
Coding region: 107-1867 (586 amino acids)
Molecular function (GO): protein binding; mRNA binding
Source: RefSeq, a predicted model, not a curated record